Messenger RNA from Camelus dromedarius (Arabian camel), 396 nucleotides. RefSeq names its product cytochrome c oxidase subunit 7A-related protein, mitochondrial-like. NCBI's taxonomy places the organism in Eukaryota, Metazoa, Chordata, Mammalia, Artiodactyla, Camelidae. The transcript has 2 exons. Gene Ontology annotation, biological process: mitochondrial electron transport, cytochrome c to oxygen; regulation of oxidative phosphorylation; mitochondrial respirasome assembly. The record is from RefSeq and is a predicted model, not a curated record. The coding region runs from base 1 to 396 and encodes 131 amino acids.
AUGUUGCUCAUCACCAAGCCAUCAGCCACCACAGCUGCCCCUGAUGGGGCCGACGUGUAUUGCAAGUUUAGUGGUUUCACUCAGAAAUUACCAGGAGCAUGGGCUUCCGAUGCUUAUAGCCCUCAGGGAUUAACGCCUGUGGUUUCCAAAGAAGCACCGCCUAGCAUACUUGCCACACCAACUGAACUGAGUUCCAAUUCGACUGCAUAUGAUUAUGCUGGAAAAACAAAGUUCCAGAGACACAAAAGUUUUUUCCAGAAACCCGACGGUGUGCCCAUCCACCUGAAACGAGGCCUGCCUGACCAAAUGCUUCACAGGACCACCAUGGCGCUGAUGGUGGGAGGGCCCAUCUACUGCCUGAUCUCCCUCUACAUGGCCCAGAAACAAAAGAGUUAG